AUGGUUGCCGGAUUCUGGACUCUGCUUCCUGCUAGAGCCACGCCAGGCAUUAGACCACUCAUAUUAUCGCGUGGAGCGGCCAGAAUUGUAUCUGUUCACUCGAUUCCUCUGACCAUCACUCCACAGCCCAAAAUCAACCACUGCUUGGCACUGUCCAACGAGAGAAAGUCGCUCUUGGAGAGACCUGGCUUACUUGGAAUUAAGAGAGGCAUGAUCACCUGGUUUACUGAGAGCGGCGAGCUGUAUGGAGCCACGGUUCUUGAAAUCGACUCAUGUGAAGUCGUUAGUAACACCUCCGUCGAAAAGGACGGCUACUCAUCAGUGAAGUUGGGCCACGUGGACAAAUUGAAGAACGUUAGCAAAUUCACCCGCCAGAUCUGUGAGGAAGCUGGCGUGACGCCCAAGGCCAACUUUGGAGAAUUCAGAGUCAGAACCAAUGAAGGGCUUAUUCAGCCUGGUGUAGAGCUUACAGCAGACUAUUUCGCUAUUGGACAGUUGGUAGAUGUCAAGGCUGUAUCUAAAGGUAAAGGAUUUGCCGGUGUGAUGAAGAGACACGGAUUCAAGGGUUUGAGAGCUACUCACGGUGUUUCGUUGGCCCACAGAUCUGCUGGUUCCAUGGGAGCCACCCAGGACCCCGGUAGAGUGUUGCCAGGCAAGAAGAUGGCAGGACGUAUGGGAGGUAGAAACUGUACUACAUUCAACAACGAAAUUUUGCAUGCUGACGGAGAAGCUGGAAUUCUAGUGGUCAAGGGCCAAGUGCCAGGACCCAAGGGAUGUUUCGUGAAGAUUGCCGAUGCGAAGAAGUUGUACGGCCAGUCGUUGCUUAGCUUGAAGCAAUAA
This is a messenger RNA of Sungouiella intermedia, 840 nucleotides long. The record is from the annotation of a GenBank genome assembly. Lineage: Eukaryota; Fungi; Ascomycota; Pichiomycetes; Serinales; Metschnikowiaceae.